Molecule: messenger RNA, 1180 nt
Organism: Dacryopinax primogenitus
Lineage: Eukaryota; Fungi; Basidiomycota; Dacrymycetes; Dacrymycetales; Dacrymycetaceae
Exons: 5
Coding region: 1-1074 (357 amino acids)
Biological process (GO): protein import into mitochondrial matrix
Cellular component (GO): mitochondrial outer membrane; mitochondrial outer membrane translocase complex
Molecular function (GO): transmembrane protein transporter activity
Source: RefSeq, a predicted model, not a curated record
AUGGCGUCCUACCCACCAUACGAGAAGCCGGGCUCAACAAGCAGUCUCUCCUACGUUCAAAAUGCAGUGGAGGGAUCGCUGAAGGCUCUCAGUCCAGUGGUGUCGCCUUUCACAGGUGUGUACACCAGAUUCGUCGAUUGGCGCAAAAGCUUCGGCUUGCCGAACCCAGGCAGUUCGGAGAACCUGCAGAAGGAGAUCAAGUCGGCCCAACUAACACAAUGGAUGUUCGACGGAGCGAGAGCCGACCUUACGAAAGGGCUGUCUAUGAACCCGGCCUUCCAAGUCACCCACUCCUUCUCCCUGGGUUCGUCCGCGCCCGUACCAGCGUAUAAUUUUGGCGCACUGUUUGGUGACGCAAAUUCUUUCUUACAAGGAGGAGUGGACAAUGAUGGAAACGUGAAUGCAAAGUGCCAUCUUGGAUGGACGCCCACGAGCGUCACCAAGCUCACAGCCCAAAUGUCGGGUAGCGCCUCACAAGGCAGCAUGUUCCAAUUCGAACAUGAUUUUCAAGGCAGUGACUUCACCUUCAACCUGAAGGCCAUUAACCCGACCGAACCAGCAAAAAUCUUCAUUGGUAACUGGUUGCAAUCUGUCACCAGCAACCUUGCGCUGGGCGUCGAAGGUGUGUACCAAGUCCAGCCACCAAGCGUGCGUGAAACGCAAGUGUCCGGUCUGGUGAAGUACACUUCCUCUGCUCGAAACUGGAUCGCAACCGCCCACAUCCGCCCGGUUGGCGUUUUAGAGGCAAGUUAUUGGCACAAGCUGUCCGAAAAAAUGGAGGUUGGUGCGAACUUGGAGUUGGUACAUGUCCCCAUGAAACGGGAAGCCGUUGCUACUGUUGGGGCAAAGUACGACCUGAGGAUGUCCACCUUCCGCGCCCAAGUGGACUCAACUGGCAAGGUAUCUGCCCUCCUUGAGCAGAAGUUUGCCCCAUCGUUCGCCUUCUUGGUGUCUGGUGAGAUUGACCACGUCAAGAACUCCGCCAAGGUCGGUGUUGGUGUAAUGAUCGAGAGCUCGUCUCUCACACCGGAGGAGAUGGGUUUAGUGCAGCCUAUGCAGCCUGUCGGUCUAUGAGGGGACAUUUUGAGUAGAAAAGCACACGGAAUCUCAUUCGCGCAUACUGGCAUUGUAUCUGUCUCCACUCUUCUACUUGAAUUAGUUAAUGCAAGGCUGCAUUUCU